AUGGUCGAAUGUCCGAUAUGCCAAAAGGUUGUUCUUCUAGCCAGGGUCAACCAGCACAUCGAUUCUGAAUGCAAAGCGUUUCACGAACCUGGACCUUAUGACAGGCGAUGUCAUAAGCUGGCUGAACCUGGCAGCCUUCCUUGCAAAACUGGGUCUACCGAUGCUGUGGCCAAAGGCAGAGAACCCAGUUCAACUCAUCGGGAUAUACCAAUCCGAUCCUCUAUUAAAGACAAUGCGAAGCGACCGUCUAGUGAACAACAGUGCCGUACACAAGAGAACCAUACGUCGAAGACUGCAGUCAUUCAAUCCUUGGUGAAGCGACGAAAGCCGGAUAUUACUCCGUUGGCGGAAUCUGUUCGCCCGAGAUGCUUUGACGAUAUUGUCGGCCAGCAACUCCUCGUCGGGCCUAAUGGAACGAUUCGCAAGCUAGUCCAAACGGGAAACAUUCCAAACAUGAUACUCUGGGGAAGUUCUGGAACCGGAAAAACCACAAUUGCUCGCAUUGUUGCGUCUACGUUGAAAAGGAGGAUAUAUGAGAUCGAUAGUACGAUGACGACACAAACUGAGUACGCGAAUACUAUCACGAAGGCUUCGCAGGAUUUGAUAAAAGAACGAAAGCCUUCUAUUGUGUUUUGUGAUGAGAUACACCGUAUCACUAAGCCACAACAAGACAUACUUCUUGACGCUGUCAAAAACUGUCGGGUUGUUCUCAUUGGUGCUACAACGGAGAAUCCAUCUUUGGCAAUACGACAUGGCUUAGUGUACAGGUGUAGAGUCUUCACCCUCGCCAAGCCAACGGACAUAGACAUACGGAACAUGCUUCAUCGGAUUAUGGAGUCACAGGAGUUGCAAUCCCAUCUACUCGAGGAUGAAUUCAUUGGAUACCUGGCAAGUUUUGCCGAUGGGGAUUGUAGAGUAUCGCUAAAUCUUCUGGAGAUAGCUCAUAACCUCUCCAAGCGAGACGGGAUGACUAAAGAUAGAUUGAAGGAUUCACUGACAAAGCACCUCGUCUACGAUCGCGUAGGUGACCAACAUUAUGACACCAUUUCAGCCUUCCAUAAGUCAGUGCGCGGCAGUGAUCCUGACGCUGCACUAUACUACUUAGCAAGGAUGCUCAAGUCUGGCGAGAAUCCUUUAUUCAUCGCGCGCCGUCUUAUUGUAGCAACAUCGGAGGAUAUUGGGCUUGCUGAUAACAGCCUACAAACGUAUGCAACUUCGGUAUACUCAGUGCUUGAGAAGGUAGGCAUAGAAGAUGCACAGGCAUCCCUGGCACAGCUUGUCGUUAUGAUGUGUCUGACGAGAAAGAGUACUCGUUCAUACCGGGGCCUGAAUAACGCAUUCUCUUGUCUCAAGGAGCCUGGAGCUGCUGAUACACCAAUUCCAGCCCGUCUUCUUCCUGUUAGUUCAGAAAUUUGGAAGUUUGCGGGAGACAUUGAUCCGGGCCGUGAAUACGAUGAUGAGGCAACGCGGGGGAAAUUCCUUCCCAAUGCUCUGAAAGGUCGGAAGUUGUUGGACGACACGGACUUCUUAUUUAAAAGAGAUCCCGACAUAUCCUAUUAG
Aspergillus alliaceus is the source of this 1560-nucleotide messenger RNA. Its product is annotated as DNA polymerase III, clamp loader complex, gamma/delta/delta subunit. Gene Ontology annotation, molecular function: ATP binding; single-stranded DNA helicase activity; enzyme activator activity. Gene Ontology annotation, biological process: DNA repair; DNA-templated DNA replication; regulation of DNA repair. NCBI's taxonomy places the organism in Eukaryota, Fungi, Ascomycota, Eurotiomycetes, Eurotiales, Aspergillaceae. The coding region runs from base 1 to 1560 and encodes 519 amino acids. Gene Ontology annotation, cellular component: nucleus. The record is from RefSeq and is a predicted model, not a curated record. The transcript has a single exon.